UCCUCCUCCUCCUCCGCCGGUCCCGCCCAGCUCGCUCCGUCCCGGCUCGGCCCCGCAGGGAGUGGCAGGGGCUGCAGCCGGCGGUGGCACGGAGGGUCCCGCUCCCUCGGGGGGGCUGCCGGAGGGUCUGUGGCAAUGGAAGACGAGGUCCAUCAUCAAGAAGCCUGAAUGGUGAUACCAGGACAGCUGUAUAAAGCAUUGGCACCGGGAGCCUGAGCUGCAGGAGACAGCAAACAUGCUGAAGCCAAGUGGACUUAAAAUCCCCGGCAGGGCUGGGAAGCACUCCAGCCCGGUGGGACGGGCAUCAGGGACCACUGCUGCUGCCGUCACCACCAGCUCAAAAGAAGGCUCACCUUUACACAAGCAGGGUACCGCCUCCACCGCCAGCGCCGAGAAGUCGGGUUCAAAGGUUGCCGAGGUGGGCGAUGAUUUCCUGGGAGACUUUGUGGUGGGUGAACGCGUCUGGGUAAACGGAGUGAAGCCGGGUGUGAUCCAGUAUCUUGGGGAGACGCAAUUUGCUCCGGGCCAGUGGGCAGGGGUCGUUCUGGAUGACCCGGUGGGUAAGAAUGACGGCUCCGUCGGUGGAGUGCGGUACUUUGAAUGCCAACCGCUCCAGGGGAUUUUUACCCGACCGUCCAAGCUGACCCGGCAGCCGGUGGCCGAGGGCUCGGGGAGCGACGCCCCCUCCGUGGACUCCCUGACGGCCCAGAACUUGUCACUGCACUCGGGGACGGCCACGCCACCUCUCUCCACCCGCGUCAUCCCCCUGCGGGAGAGCGUCCUCAACAGCGCCAUGAAGACGGGCAACGAGUCCGGAUCUAACCUCUCGGACAGUGGGUCGGUGAAAAAAGGGGAGAAGGACUUACGGCUCGGAGAUCGCGUGCUGGUUGGUGGGACAAAGACGGGAGUCGUGCGCUACGUGGGAGAGACGGAUUUUGCCAAAGGAGAGUGGUGUGGAGUGGAGCUGGACGAGCCCCUGGGGAAGAACGAUGGGGCAGUUGCUGGUACAAGGUAUUUUCAGUGCCCUCCCAAGUUUGGCCUCUUUGCUCCCAUCCACAAGGUGAUCCGGAUCGGGUUCCCGUCAACCAGCCCCGCCAAGGCAAAGAAGAGCAAGAGAAUGGCCAUGGGAGUGUCUGCCUUAACCCACAGCCCCAGCAGCUCCUCCAUCAGCUCCGUCAGCUCGGUGGCAUCGUCUGUCGGGGGCAGGCCCAGCCGCAGCGGGCUGCUGACAGAGACCUCUUCUCGGUAUGCCCGAAAAAUCUCUGGCACCACAGCUCUCCAGGAGGCACUGAAGGAGAAGCAGCAGCACAUCGAACAGCUACUGGCAGAGCGUGACCUGGAGCGGGCUGAGGUUGCCAAAGCCACCAGCCACAUCUGUGAGGUGGAGAAAGAGAUUGCCAUCAUGAAGGCCCAACACGAGCAGUACGUCACGGAGGCAGAAGGAAACCUCCAGCGAGCACGAGCCCUGGUGGAUGGGAUGCAGAAGGAGAAGAUUGAGCUGUUGAACCAGCUGGAAGAGGAGAAGAGGAAAGUGGAGGACUUGCAGUUCCGUGUGGAGGAAGAAUCCAUCACGAAGGGGGAUCUGGAGACUCAGACGCAGUUGGAGCAUGCCCGAAUACGGGAGCUCGAGCAGAGCCUGCUGUUUGAGAAGGCACAGGCUGAAAAACUCCUCAGAGAAUUAGAGGACACCAGGCUAACCACGGUGGCGGAGAAGUCCAGAAUCCUGCAGCUGGAGGAGGAGCUGAGCCUCAGGCGCAGCGAGGUGGAGGAGCUUCGGCAGUGCCUGAGGAGCUCCCACCAAGCAGAGACCCCCGAGCAUAACCUGGGCUUGCAGUCAGAGGCUCUUCGUCUCCGAGAUCAACUCCUGUCUGCCAACAAGGAGCAUCAGAAGGAGAGCAGCCAGCUAAAGGAGAAGUACGAGAAGACCUUAAAGAAGUACCAGCAGGAGAUGGAGAAGCUGAAGUCUGUCAAUGAGAAGUACGCACAGGAAAUCGUUGACCUAAAGCAUAAAGUUCAGCAAGCCACUAAUGAGAACAUGGGGCUCAUGGACAACUGGAAGUCCAAGUUGGACACGUUAGCUUCUGACCACCAAAAGUCUCUGGAGGACCUGAAAGCCACAUUAAACACAGGCCCCGACACCCAGCACAAGGAGAUUGUGGAACUGAAGGCGGUGGUGGAGAGUAUAAAGAUGGAGCACCAGCUUGAGCUGGAGAACCUGAAAGCCAAGCAUGACAUUGAGACGGCUGUUCAUAUAAAGGAGAAAGAGAGUCUCAAACUGAAGUUGCAGGAGGCUGUGGAUGAAGUGGAAAAAAGCAACAGCAACUGGAAAAUGCAACUGGAAACCAAAAGCAAUCAGCACCUUCUUGAGCUCCAAGAUGUGAAGGACAAGUGUCGAGAUGCUGAGCUGAGGGUGCAUGAACUGGAGAAACUUCACAGUGAAUAUAAAGAUCAGACACAAGCGAUAGCUUUCUUGAAAGAGCAGAUUUCUUUGGCUGAGAAGAUGAUGUUGGACUAUGAAACGUUACAGAAAACAGAAGCCCAGAGCAAACAGGAGAUCCACAGAUUGCAGGAAAAAGUGCUUGUCUUAGAGAACAAGUUGCAGUCCAUGGAGGCCCUGCAUCCUUCUCAGCAUGCGAAUAUGAUUGAGACUAACGAUAUAUCAGAAGAAAAGAUAAAGAUGAAGCAGACUAUGGAAGACCUCCAAGACAAGCUGAGUAAAAGAGACAAAGAGGUGUCAUCGCUGGUGUCCCAGACUGAAACUCUAAGGGCCCAAGUAAGUGCUUUGGAAAAUAAAUGCAAAACGGCAGAAAAGAAGGCUGACUCGGUGUUGAAAGAAAAGAAGAGGCUGGAAGGUGAACUGGAAGCCUUGACCAAGAAAACACAUGAUGCUUCAGGGCAACUGGUCCUGAUUAGCCAGGAGCUACUCAAGAAGGAAAGGAGCCUGAACGAGCUGAGAGCACUGUUACUGGAGGCCAACCGGCACUCGCCUGGGCCAGAGCGGGACCUGAGCCGGGAGGUGCACAAAGCCGAGUGGAGGCUGAAGGAACAGAAGCUCAAAGAUGACAUCAAAGGGCUUCGAGAGAAACUGGUUGUGCUGGACAAGGAAAAAUCUGUAACAGACCAGAGGCGAUACUCCCUGAUCGACCCCUCCUCGGAGUCGGAGGUGAUCCGGCUGCAGCACCGGCUCGUCAGCACGGAGGACGUGCUGCGCAACGCGCUGGAGCAGGGCCACCAGAUGGAGAAGCUCAUGGAAGCGAUGAGGCUCUCCUCCGAGAAAACACAGACUGUUGGGAAUUCUGGCUCUGCUAACGGGAUUCACCAGCAGGAUAAAUCCCACAAGCAAGAGGAGAAGCUCUGAUAGAGAAGAGGUGAAGAGGAUCAUUUCACGCCAGUAUCAGCUCCUGUGCACAGGCAGGAGAAACGAUGCCCCAUCUGGCUUUAGCACCUCCGAGAGACCAGACACAGUAUUUUCACUUUAAAGCAGGACAAUGUUUAUAAUUUACUAACUGAUGUAAUCAGGACAAUCCCGGCGUCCGGUUUUCCAAGGCAGCCCUUGUUCCAGGAGGGAGCAGAAAGAUCUCCCUGGGUUUGGUUUUUCUUCCCUGUGUUGGUUUUUGCCCGUGGAAUUCGUAUCACCUGAGCUGCCCUGUUGUCCCACCAGCUGAUGUGCUCUGGGUGGCAGCUGCCCCCAGCAAUGGCUGAAGUCUCAGUGAGUCCCAGUUAACCCCACCAGGAGCUGCAAAGGGAUUUGGUUUCCUUGUGGUGUUCAACUCCAAAGCGUGUUUCCAGAGGCUGAGCACUUCCCACGUGGUCUCUCCCCUCCCACCCGCCCUGGUUGUCUCGAGUGAAACCUGCUGGGCUGACUGGUCACGCUGGCACGCGGCGGCUGAGGAGGACGGGGUGUUGGGGAUGUGUUUCCUCUCCUCAUCUUGCAGAAGACAUCUCUGUUCUGGAGCACGGAGGCUGCACCGAGUCCUUGUAUCAUAGCAUGUUGUGGGAAAUCAUCUGAUUUCAGAGGGAUAUUUAUUUUGUUUCUCACCCGUCGCUGUUUGGGAAGGAGCUGUGGUGGCUUUGGGUUUGGGGACAGGUGUGGUUGGCCUUUCUUGGCCCAGCCUGGUCCCACCUUCACUCCUCUGUGGUUUAUUGAGUCUUUUUUUGAGCACAGAGCUCCACAGACAGCUGGAUCUCAACAUCUCUGGCCCAAGGGCCCCACGCUGGCUGCAGUCGGUGUGGGACAGAUGCCUUGAGGAGAUGGCUCCCUCCUUGCCUGUUUAAUUGAACAGCUAAUCAGGGAUUGCCUGGCCACUCUUCCAGAGCUAUCCUUGGCUCUUCAGUAUGAUGUCCAUCCCUUACUACUGGGUAUGGAGAAGGCCAAGGUCCUGCUGUGAGUAUUCCUGCAGCAGUGGCUGUAUUUGGUGGGCACAGCAAUCCUGUGCAUGACCUGAGUGUGAGCAUUUGAAGCAGAAGAAAUCCACGACUGGAGCCCACACAGCUCUUGUGUCCGUAGAGAGCACUGCAGGCCCAGGCUUGGGUUGGCUCCUUCAUCUGAAGGCUUUACUCUUCUCUGUAACUUUGCACCACUGCUCCCCAGGGACAUUAGGGUGGAGGAAGGGGACAAUAUGCUCUUAAAGGUGUGAGAGAAUCCAGUUCAGAUCCACUGUUCAGUACCACAGGGAGGAGUCACAGCAAUAUUUACCAGGCUUCCCCUAGUCAGUGCUCGGUUCCUCCAGUCUUCAGAAGCCCUUGUGUUACGAUGGGGCAUCUGUGAAGGAGGACAAGACAGAAAGAGACCACCGAGAGAGGAGAUCUGAGCCAGACCACAGGCAGGUGAACAUCGUGGUGUGUCAGCUUCAUUGCUUUUUGCCCUGAUUUCCUACAAAGUUGAGUUACUUUUUCAUAGUGGGUUGCCCAGCUCCUACUUCCUUGAAGGAUGAGCAGCCAGAAGCAACCUGGGCUUCCUGGCUGCAAUUCUGCCAUGAGGAGGACCUUGCUGAAUCUGAGCUAUGGUUGGUGAUCUCCUUCCAUUCCAAGGGAGGAUGAGAGAGGAAGGUGACUUCAGGGGAAUAAAGCAGGUCAGAAAACA
Molecule: messenger RNA, 5083 nt
Organism: Calidris pugnax (ruff)
Lineage: Eukaryota; Metazoa; Chordata; Aves; Charadriiformes; Scolopacidae
Gene: CLIP2
Product: CAP-Gly domain containing linker protein 2
Exons: 17
Coding region: 236-3358 (1040 amino acids)
Biological process (GO): cytoplasmic microtubule organization
Cellular component (GO): cytoplasm; nucleus; microtubule plus-end
Molecular function (GO): microtubule plus-end binding
Source: RefSeq, a predicted model, not a curated record